AUGUCACAGUCACCGCCAGUCAAUGGUGGCCAAAAAGGCUCCAAUGGCGCCAAUGGCACUCACGCAUCAUCAGUCAUGCAAAAAGUGACCAGGUAUAUUCCCGCCAAGGACGACUUGGGCAAGUCCUUCGCCUAUUUGCGACUCCUCUUCUCCUUAGACUACACGAUCGCCGAUGUUCUGCUCAUAAUUGGGGGCUUAUUUUUCGCCAUUUGCGCCGGUAUUCCCUUCCCUCUACUCGGUAUCGUCUUCGGUGACCUCAUCAACGACCUGAAUACGGUGACGUGCAGCUCCUCGGAUCGCGCUUCUGCGGACCUCUCCUCGGCUGUGCGGACGAAGGUGUUGUAUGUCAUCUACAUCACAAUCGCAAACUUUUGUUUCAUCUACGCCCACAGCACUUGCUGGUGUUUGGUGAGUGAGCGCCUGGCACGCCGCUACCGUCGCCGUUACUUUGAGAGUAUAAUCAAACAGGAGGCCAACUUCAUCGAAUCACUUCCUUCUGGUGACGUUGUUUCGCGUCUGGUAAGCGACAUUGAACUUGUGCAGUCCGGCACAUCGGAGAAGGUGGGACUUGUCAUCUCAACCCUGUCAUACUUUGUGGCCGCCUAUGUGGUUGCCUUCAUCAAAGUGCCCAAGAUUGCAGGCAUGCUGAAAUUUGCGGGUCGUCUGGCCGACAAGGUCAAUGCGGCCACAUCCAUAGCUUCCUCCAGUUUGUCGCAUCUGACACUUGUUCAUGCCUUCAAUGCGAACGACCGGCUCGAGAAGCGUUUCGCCGGCUACCUCUUGCAAUCGAGGAAAGAUGCCGUCCGAAAAGCUACUACUCACGCGGCACAAUUGGGCUGUCUUUACUUCAUUGCCUAUUCCGCCAACGCCCUGGCAUUCUGGGAAGGGUCCCAAAUGAUUUCAAAAUCGGUGGCUGACGGAAACUCUGGAGCCUCUGUCGGUUGCCCCUUCAUCCACGUGUUCGCCUCGGCUGCAGGCGCUUCAGAGAGACUUUUGCAGGUGAUCAACAGGCCUUCUGCCAUUGAUGGGACGUCUGAUUCAGGCGAUAAGACUGCCGCAUUCGGUGAGGAGGAUAUUCGCUUUCGGGAUGUUCACUUCACGUAUCCCUCGCGCCCGGAUGUCCCAGUCCUGCAAGGCGUGACUUUCAACAUCCCACCAAAAAAGCAUACAGCUAUUGUGGGUCCUUCUGGCGGUGGAAAGUCCACAGUCGUCGCGCUUCUAGAACGCUUCUACGAUCCUGAUUCAGGGGAUGUCCUGAUCGGUGACAAAAAUUUCCGGGACAUCAACGUUAGAUACCUGCGUGGGAAUAUCGGUUUUGUACAACAGGAACCUUCGUUGCUGGAUCGUACCAUUCUGGAAAAUAUUGCAUAUGGCUUAGUCUCGUCUGCGGUGGAGCGGCAUCAGCGACUCGCCCCCUUUAUCCUCGACUCGAGUCUGCCCGAUUUUGCCGAAAAAGUUCGAGGAGGCGUUUCAGAGAAAGAAGCACUCCGCGAGUACGACAGCUGUGUCUCCGAGAUUGUGGAUUUGGUCAAAGACGCGGCUGCCAAUGCGAAUGCGCUGGGUUUUAUUGAAGCUUUGCCCUACGGUCUCGCCACAAACGUAGGUACAGCAGGGAAUCAGCUUAGCGGUGGCCAGAAGCAACGAAUUGCUCUCGCCCGUGCCCUGGUUCGAGAACCAUGUCUGUUGAUUUUAGACGAGGCAACUGCGGCCCUUGAUUCGACCAGUGAGCAGCUUAUCCAGGCUGCAUUGAACAAGGUAUCCGAGCGAGUUACGACUGUAUCGAUCGCCCACCGGCUAGCAACAGCCAAAAAUGCGCAUAAGAUCGUCGUGGUCCAGAGUGGCCGUGUUACCGAGGAAGGAUCCCACACGGACUUGGUUGCGCGGGGAGGGGUCUACGCAGAGAUGGUGCGGCUUCAGAACCUGGGAAAGCUAUCCGUGGACGAUAGGGUAAUCUCGGGGGACAUGAUCAGUGAACUGAACACGACUCCGGAAACACGACAGUUGUUGGACGAAAAACAAGCUUUAGCUGACGUUAACGGGUCAGACAUCACGGAGGACACGGUUGUUGCCGACGCACCGCCAGACUCUCGUGAUGGAAGUGAGGAGGAAGCCAAAAAGAAAAAGAAGAGAACACGGUCUGCGGGGUUCGUCACACGGUACACAUUCGCCUUGAUCCGUCCCAACUUGCAUUGGGUUAUGCUAGGUCUUGCCAUGUCUGUCAUUAUCGGCGGCAGCUACUCGGCAGAGGCUAUUGUAUUUGGUCACACGGUUGGAAGUUUGAGUCCUUGCAGAUCGGCUGAAGCCAUCAGCCACGAUGGCAAUCUCUACGGAUUACUCUUCUUCAUCCUCGCUUUGGUGGAAUUUGGUGCUAAUGUGGUGGGUGGCUGUGCUUUCGGCUGGGCUGCCGAUAAAGUGUUGUAUCGAAUUCGAGUGCUGUCUUUACGCUCGUUACUGGGCCAAACCGUGAAUUGGCACGAAUCGGAGGAUCGCACUCCUGGGACCUUGCUAACGUACAUCACUGGUGACGCGUCCGCGUUGGGUGGCAUUACCGGCACGACCAUAGGGCUCCUACUGGCGACUGCGGUCAACUUGAUAGCAGGUCUAGUGAUCUCGUUCGCAAUCGCUUGGAAGAUCACGAUUGUAUUGUUUCCAACAAUUCCAGUCUUACUGGUGUCGGGCAUGAUGAAGCUCCGAGUGCAAAAACAACUCGCCGAACGUCAUCAGAAGGCGUUUGCGAAAGCUACAGCGGUCACCAUCGAGGCCGUCGACAACAUCCGCGCAGUUUCUGCAUUCUCUCUGGAAAAGCAAUCGUACCAGGUUUACGGUCGUGCACUGCAAGGUCCCUACCAGGCCACCAUCAAAGCCACGUUCCACGGAAAUGCAUGGUUAGCAUUGGCAUUUAGCAUCAGCAACUUGGUCUAUGCGCUGGCGUACUGGUGGGGCUCGAAACAGAUCGCCGAGGGUCGCUAUUCCCAGACGCAAUUUUUCAUUGUCAUGCCAGCUCUGUUGUUUAGCACGCAGUCUUGUGGGCAGAUGUUCGCCCUUGCGCCGGAUAUCUCGAAAGCCGGGGUGGCUUCGUCCAAUAUCGUUGAACUGCUGACUACUCGUUCGGCAGAGGAUGAGGUGACACCUGGAUCCUCUCACAGCUUCCAGCCUUCCAGCACCCUUCUCGAGGAGAAAGCCGCAGUGCAGGACAUUGAGGCGCAGGAAUAUGCUCGCUCCGCACGGCAACGGGCCACUGAAAGGGGUGGCAUGGGCGCCCAACUGCGCGACGUCAAUUUUACUUAUCCACAUCGCCCAGAACGCCCGGUAUUGAAGGGUCUCAAUAUCGACAUCAAACCAGGCCAGUUUUGUGCUCUAGUGGGGCCUAGCGGAUCAGGCAAAUCGACCACGUUUGCCAUGCUGGAGAGGUUUUACCGGCCUAAUGCCGGUGCGGUGGUCAUCGACGGUGUCGACGUCACUCGUCAGAUCGGGACGGACUUCCGCGAUGAUAUUGCGCUGGUUCCCCAGGAGAACGUUCUCUUCGAGGGAACCGUCGCCUUCAACAUUGGACUUGGCGCAUGCCCAGGCCAUGAGCCCACACAAGAGGAGAUCGAGGAGGCAUGCCGCAUGGCCAACAUUCACGACGUCAUCAUGACUCUGCCCCAGGGGUAUCAGACGAUGUGCAGCCAUGACGGCAAGCAAUUUUCGGGUGGACAGCGCCAGCGACUGUCGAUCGCCCGCGCACUGGUGCGCAAGCCGCGCUUGUUGCUGCUGGACGAGUCCACAAGCGCGCUAGACGUGGAGUCGGAGAAGCGAAUUCAGGAAGCGCUGGCGACCCUGGCAGGCCGGACCACAGUAGUGGCCAUCGCUCAUCGACUUAAUACCAUUCAUCGAGCGGAUCAGAUCUUCUUGAUCGAAGACGGCAGAUGCAUUGAGCAAGGUACACACCAACAGCUGAUCCAGCGGAGCGAGACAUACCGGACCAGUGUGAUUCACCAAUCGCUGGAGACUUGA
This is a messenger RNA of Aspergillus novofumigatus IBT 16806, 3996 nucleotides long. RefSeq names its product ABC transporter ATP-binding protein. Bases 1 to 3996 code for a protein of 1331 amino acids. Gene Ontology annotation, cellular component: membrane. The transcript is spliced from 4 exons. The record is from RefSeq and is a predicted model, not a curated record. Gene Ontology annotation, biological process: transmembrane transport. NCBI's taxonomy places the organism in Eukaryota, Fungi, Ascomycota, Eurotiomycetes, Eurotiales, Aspergillaceae. Gene Ontology annotation, molecular function: ATP hydrolysis activity; ABC-type transporter activity; ATP binding.